GAAAUGCUCUGGAAUUUUGAGGAAAUCACCGAUUCUGGUGAAAAUUCUCUAGGCACUUCCUCUUCUGUUGAAACUGACCCGUUGUCGUCAAUGCUAGCUUCUAUAGUACGCCAAUCGCCUGUUGGGGGAAUUGAAAUUCGUGGUGGUGGGGGUGGACAUAUUAGAGGCUUAGAUUUUGACAUUACCGCAGUCGAUCGUUCGCUUAUACCUCAUCCAAAUGACCAGCACCAACUUAUGGAACAUCAACACAACUUUUUGUCAGGAAAUCCUGCUUCUAUGGUUCAGCGGAUGGUUAAAUGUUCCCUCUGUCAAAUGUUAUAUAAAGAACCAAAAGUUUUGGCAUGUUUUCAUUCUUUUUGUAAAAAUUGUUUGGAACGUCAAAUAAAAAUUAAACAAGAAAUAUCAACACCAAACAAACCACAAUCAAUUAUUUGUCAAAUUUGUUGUCAAGAAACCCAAUUAAAUCCACAAUUAGGCAUUGAAGGUUUACUUUCUGAUUAUGGACUAGAAAAUGCUGUGCAGUCUUUGGGGACUUCUCCUUAUAGCGAGCAAAGCGAGGACCUCGGUUUUGGCAGUUUAAAAUCAAACAAUGGUUGGCCUGCUUUGGAAGUUUUUGAAGGAAGUCAUCCUCCAAAUGAUAUUUUGUUGCCAAGCUUUGAUAGUGGAGGAGGGGGUGACUCUCCUCAACAACAACAAUUGACAAAACUUAACAAAAAUGGAAGGAUUGGAGGAAAUGUUUGUAUGUGUUUAGAGCAUCGUCAACAACCCUUAAUUCUCUUUUGUCAAUUCUGUCAACAAGCAAUUUGUCGUGAAUGUAUUCAAGAACACCAAGGAUGUGAAGUUGAACAAAUUGAUAAUGUUGCGGAUAAACAAAUUGGAAUGAUGGAGCGUUUAUUAAACGAGGCUCGUAUAAAACAAAAUGGAUUGAAUGAAAUGUUUCAAUUAAUAAAUCAAGACCAAAACAAUUUAAAUACAUCUUUUCAACAUGCAAAACAAACUAUAGACGAUACUUUCUCUUUUCUUGUACAAACAGUUCAUGAAGCACAAAAAGGAUUGUAUACAGAAUUGGAAGGAAUUUAUGGAUAUAAACAGUUACAAUUAAAAAUGCUUGAAAAAGAAAUGGAAAAAGUCACAAAAUCAAUGUCGCAAACAAUUGAAUUUACACAACGUUUAAUUAAAUAUGCUUCCCCUACCGAGGUAAUUGUCUUCAAACCCCUCUUGGACUCUCGCCUUCAAGGCUUUUUAUCAUUCAAUGCGGAUGCCAAUCAGCUCUUACGUAGUGAAACGUGUGAAAUUCGUUUAGGAGUGCCAGAUUUACAACAAGCUAAACAGGCUAUAAUUACACCUUUUAAUCAAUUGAGGGCUGGAGGGGCUUGGAUUAAUCAACAAAAUAACCAAAAUUUGAUCAAUUCCCCACCUCUCAAUCGUUAUCAAUCGCCGAGAGGGUUUUCUGAUGGAUUCGGAAAUCCUUCAAUUUCUCUGGGAGGAGCUGGAACACCAACAGGUCAACAUCAUAGAGGUUCUAUUCAAAUUAGAAAUAAUGGAGGAGGAGGGCAUUGUUUUGAUUCUUCCGAUUUGUUUGGGACGCCUACAGGAAAUAGAGGUGGAGGAGGGGGUAUAUUGGCUACAUCAGCACCUACUGGAACUAAUGGAUUUGGGGGACAACAUGAUAAUAAGUGGUUGCCAAAUGACAUUUUGGCACUUUCUCAAGAUUUGAACGAUUUGAGCGUUUUUGGAGUUGAUGGAGGAGGAAAUUUAAAUUCUUUACAAAAAGGAGGAGGAGAUAUGGACCUUUCUGUCCCAAUUUUAUAUCCUCCACGUUCCCAAAUUAAACGACAGAAGAUGACAUAUAAUUGUAAAUUUGGAGAAUUUGGGGUUAUGGAAGGACAAUUUACUGAACCUAGCGGUGUUGCUGUUAAUGCACAAUUGGAUAUUAUUGUUGCUGAUACAAACAAUCAUCGAAUUCAAGUCUUUGAUCGUGAAGGACGUUUCAAAUUUCAGUUUGGGGAAUGUGGAAAGCGUGACGGCCAAUUGCUCUAUCCAAACCGUGUUUCAGUUAAUUGUGUUACCGGCGAUUUUGUAGUUACUGAACGUUCACCUACUCAUCAAAUCCAAAUAUACAAUCAAUAUGGCCAAUUUAUUCGUAAAUUUGGAGCACAAAUUUUGCAACAUCCUCGAGGUGUUUGUGUAGACUCCAAAGGACGUAUUGUCGUUGUUGAAUGUAAAGUUAUGCGUGUUUUAAUUUUUGACAUGUUUGGGAAUAUACUUCAUAAAUUUAGUUGUUCACGUUAUUUGGAAUUUCCUAAUGGUGUUUGUACAACUGAAAAAGAAGAAAUUUUGAUUAGUGACAACCGAGCACAUUCUAUUAAAGUAUUUAAUUAUGAAGGACAAUUUGUUCGACAAAUUGGUGGCGAGGGUAUUACAAAUUAUCCUAUUGGUGUUGGAAUAAAUUCAAAAGGAGAAAUUGUUGUAGCUGAUAAUCACAACAAUUUUAAUUUGACUAUAUUUUCACAGGAUGGAACUUUAAUUGGUGCUUGUGAAUCAAAAGUUAAACAUGCACAGUGUUAUGAUGUUGCUCUUCUUGAAGAUUCUGUUGUUUUGGCUAGCAAAGAUUAUCGUCUCUACAUGUACAAAUAUCAACAAAUUUGA
This is a messenger RNA of Meloidogyne enterolobii, 2649 nucleotides long. The record is from the annotation of a GenBank genome assembly. NCBI's taxonomy places the organism in Eukaryota, Metazoa, Nematoda, Chromadorea, Rhabditida, Meloidogynidae.